Messenger RNA from Argiope bruennichi, 516 nucleotides. RefSeq lists its product as uncharacterized. The record is from RefSeq and is a predicted model, not a curated record. NCBI's taxonomy places the organism in Eukaryota, Metazoa, Arthropoda, Arachnida, Araneae, Araneidae. The coding region runs from base 1 to 516 and encodes 171 amino acids. The transcript has a single exon.
AUGAGAGUUGCAUUGCUGAACAAUCCAUCUGUUGACGAUUUCUCCAAGCAGUUGUUGACUAUCAGUAAUGGCCGUGUUCCUGUCGACGAAUCGAACGGAUUGAUUUCAUUUCCUCGGAAUUUUUUCAAUUUCGUUUCAUCGAAAGUUCAUCAUGAGUUCAUCAACAAAGUGUUCUCGAACAUCAUUGAUAACCACAAAAAUCAAAAAUGGUUGAGUAAGCGAGCAAUUUUGGCGGCUAAGAACAAAGAUGUGGAUGACUUAAACUUCGUAAUUCAGAAUCAAAUCGUUGGUAUUUUGCAUUCAUUCAAAUAUAUUGACUCUGCAACAAGCGAAGAGGAAGUCACCAACUAUCCAUCUGAAUUUUUAAAUUCCUUGGAUGUGCCUGGCUUACCACCCCAAAAUUUACAGUUAGAGGUUGACUCCGUGAUCAUGAUGCUUCGAAACUUAAACCAAUCGAAACUAUGCAAUGGAACAUGUUUGAGGACAAAAAAAAAAAAAACCGAUGAUUCAAUGUGA